This is a messenger RNA of Brassica rapa (field mustard), 3657 nucleotides long. Its product is annotated as protein SPA1-RELATED 2. The record is from RefSeq and is a predicted model, not a curated record. Gene Ontology annotation, biological process: protein phosphorylation; photomorphogenesis. Gene Ontology annotation, molecular function: protein binding; ATP binding; protein kinase activity. Lineage: Eukaryota; Viridiplantae; Streptophyta; Magnoliopsida; Brassicales; Brassicaceae.
CCCCCUGGCCUCCCCUCUAGUCUAUUACUUUUAAGAGUUAAAAUACUUUAUCUGUGUGGUGUUCGAAUCUGUCGCUUACUAAAAAACAGUCAAAUACAUUAAAAAUAUCCGUUUUUCCAGAUUUCAUCUCCUUCCCUUCUCCUCUCCUCUCCCACCGCCUCAUUGCUAUCUUCUACCUCCCCUCCCCCCGAUUUUACGUCGGUGGAUCUUCGUUCGUCAAUGAUUGGCUUCUCGCCGAUUCGAUUCUCGCGGCUCGUUCUUGUUCUUAAUCAUCUCUAAGUAAAAUAGUGAAUGAUGGAUGAAAGCUCAGUGAGUAGCAGCAUCAACGAAGCCGAAGCUGCUCACAUCCAAUUCAAAAACGGCCAGCAAUCUCUUAAACCGGAUGAAAUCCAGGAAACCAAGCAAGUUCAAGCUGAGGUUCAGAGGGAUGAUCCCGGUUCUCCUGACAGCUCCUUUGGCGUGAUAGCUGAUUUUCUAGACGGUAAGAAUGUGAAUGAGACAGAGAAUGAACCAUGUUCUAGCCGGCAGGACGCCAAUGAUGACGACGACGACGUGGUUGAGGAGUUGACUGUUAAAACUUGUCAAGGAUCGAGCAUGGCCAUAGUUGGUAGUUCAAGUAGUAGAGCUAGGUUAGAGAUCAAUCGCACUCAGUUUCUGCCUAGUAGCACUUCUAUGGAAGGUGACAAAGUAAUAACAAGUAUCUUGAGAAAUGCAGGCAAGACCUCAACUGGUGAUGAUGUUGAACGAAACCCUGUACCGGUAGAGGCAUUGGCCCAUGGAGGCAUCAAGACGAAGAUGUUGUCGCAGUCUGGUUUCUCUCAGUUUUUUGUUAAGAAAACGUUGAAGGGAAAGGGUGUCACUUUCAGAGGACCGCCGCCUAAUAGAUCCAAAGCUAGUAAUGUGGAUCAACAGUCUGUAGCUAGCCCUUUAGUAAUAUCGAACAAUACUCCAGCGAAGGUUUCGGGCAACACUCCUUUGGCGGUGGAGGCUUGUGAUGUUUUGCCUUUAAAAGGCGGUAAUCCAUCUUCUUGUACUUCUAAUCCUUCAGAUAGUGGUUGUGGAGGUGAAGGCUUAAGUCUGAGAGAUUGGUUGAAGUCAGAGCGUCAGGAAGUUAUUAAAGCUGAAUGUUUUCGUAUCUUUAGGCAGAUCGUGGAGCGUGUGGAUGAUUCUCAUUCCCAAGGAGUUGUUUUAUCUGACCUUCGGCCAUCUUUGUUUAAAAUUCUCAAGGAAAACGAGGUCAAGUAUGUUGGUUCAGGUUUUCAGCGAGAGUCUUCUGACAGCAACGUGAACAAAAAUACUUUAAGUCAGCCCGAGAAACCUCUGGUUAGAAGGCGGUUAGGAGAUUCAGGAUUUGCUUCUAGUCCCGGCGUCCCUGCAAAGAGGCAGAAGUCAAGUGGACCAAGCUCUAGACAGUGGCCUAUGUUUCAACGAGCCGGCGGCAACCUCAAUAUCCAAACUGAAAAUGAUGUUGGCGCAACACAGGAGCUUCAUCUAAGAUCGAGUCAUCCUCAGUGUAGUCCAUCUGCCCGUUCGUUUACGUCAAUGAGUGAGCAGUUGGAGGAGAAAUGGUAUGCAAGUCCUGAGGAGCUCAGGGGCGAGACUCGUUCAGUCUCUGCAAACAUCUAUAGUUUGGGUAUCCUUCUUUUCGAGCUGCUUAGUCAAUUUCAAAGUGAAAGAGCUCGUGAGGCUGCAAUGUCUGAUAUCCGUCACCGGAUUCUCCCGCCCAAAUUUCUGUCAGAGAAUCCAAAGGAAGCUGGGUUCUGUCUCUGGUUACUUCAUCCAGAGCCUUCAUGCCGACCAUCAACCAGGGAUAUCUUGCAGUCUGAAGUGGUUAAUGGAAUACCAGAUUUAUAUGCUGAAGGUUUGUCUUUAGCUAUUGAACAAGAGGACACAGAGUCUGAACUGUUACAGCAUUUCCUCGUUUUGUCCCAAGAGCAAAGGCAGAAGCAUGCUGGAAAGUUGAUGGGAGAAAUUGUGUCCUUAGAAGCAGAUAUUGAAGAAAUUGUGAAGAGACGUUGUGCCAUAAGUCCUCUGUCUGUGGGAGAAGCUUCUAGCUCAUCGCUUGCUUCAAGUGUACCUGAAAUGAGACUGGUCACGAACAUCAGACAGCUUGAAACUGCUUAUUUCGGAGCAAGGAUAGAUGUUCAUCUUCCUGAAGCACGUUAUAGGUUACGCCCGGAUAGAGAUCUGCUAAGAAACCGUGAUGAGAAUGUUAUAUCAGAACAAGAAAAUAGUGAGACCUGGAGCUCAGAUGAUCGCGUUGGAGCGUUCUUUGAUGGAUUAUGCAAAUAUGCUCGAUAUAGCAAGUUUGAAACACGAGGUGUUCUGAGGACAGGGGAGUUGAACAACACUUCAAAUGUGAUUUGUUCUCUGGGUUUUGAUCGAGACGAAGAUUAUUUUGCUACGGCUGGUGUUUCAAAGAAAAUCAAGAUAUUCGAGUUCAAUUCCCUAUUCAACGAAUCUGUGGACAUUCACUAUCCAGCCGUAGAAAUGUCAAAUAGAUCAAAGCUUAGCGGCGUUUGCUGGAACAACUAUAUCAGGAACUACUUAGCUUCCUCUGAUUAUGAUGGUAUCAUCAAGUUAUGGGAUGUGACAACAGGACAGGCCAUUUCACAUUUCAUAGAGCACGAGAAGCGGGCAUGGUCUGUUGAUUUCUCUGAAGCGUGUCCGACAAAAUUAGCCAGUGGAAGCGAUGAUUGUUCUGUGAAGCUGUGGAACAUCAACGAGAGGAACUGCUUAGGAACGAUCAGGAACAUUGCAAACGUUUGUUGUGUGCAAUUUUCUCCACAGUCCUCUCAUCUGCUAGCCUUUGGAUCAUCAGAUUUCAGAACAUACUGCUACGAUACACGGAAUUUAAGAACUCCGUGGUGCAUACUGUCAGGACACAACAAAGCAGUUAGCUACGCGAAAUUCUUGGAUAGCGAAACCCUUGUCACAGCAUCAACUGAUAACACGUUAAAGCUUUGGGAUCUUAAGAAAACUACUCACGGUGGGCUCUCCACAAAUGCUUGCGGCUUAACUUUUGGUGGCCAUACAAACGAGAAGAACUUUGUUGGUUUGUCUACUGCCGAUGGAUAUAUAGCUUGUGGCUCUGAGACAAAUGAGGUUUAUGCAUAUCACCGGUCUCUUCCAAUGCCCAUUACCGCGUACAAGUUUGGUUCGAUUGAUCCUAUAUCAGGAAAGGAGAUUGAGGAAGACAACAACCUAUUUGUUUCAAGCGUUUGCUGGAGAAAAAGAUCAAAUAUGGUUGUUUCAGCUAGCUCAAAUGGGUCUAUCAAAGUUCUUCAGCUGGUUUGAAAUCAUUACAUACAGAAGAAGCCUAAAGCCCCCUUGGUAUAGGGUAAAACAAAGAACCAUCAACCCAAGACUCGGACAAAACAAUCGUACUACUGAGUUUGUGAAGAAGGUUGAGAUGAUGAACAACACAGAAGAGAUAUGACCAGUAGUUCAAUCUUAUGUACAGUGUUGGUUAGUAGCUGCGGUUUGGGUAGUAAUACAGGUGAUGAGGAUACGUAGUAAGGUAAGACCUUUUCUUGGUGGUGUUGCUAAGUUUGUUUAUUUAUUUAUUUGCCCUCCUAUGGUUAUGAUACCAGAUCUCACUUUUGUUAUGUAAAUUUGCCUUCCUAUAGAGUAUUAUACUCUUUUGUUUUUGAUGUA